CGUGCCCAGACUUUCUGGAAAGGCUGUCGUCGUCGACCUAGAACUCAAUCUGCAGGACAACGUUGACUUGUCUUCACAUCAUUCCGUGAAUAUUUCCUCUCGCAGGGCUUUUCGUAUCGCUCGACCAGCUGGAAUCUAUUCAAACGUCCAAAAAUAGGGGGUAAUUUUGCAACAGGACGCCGCUGCGAUUUGUCUCGGAAUUCGAGUGCAUCAUGGCCACGGAGAGAAACCAGAAGGAUCAGGAACGGGAGAUAAAUUUGUUACUCCGACGGGCUAAGGAGAGUGCUGAGAAGGGUUCUCCGCCCAGGAAGGCAGCCCUGCAGAAACUUAUCGACCUCGCCCAUUCUUCCAGUGCUUAUUUCAAGAUUCUUGCCGCUCAGAACAUCAAAUUUUUCUUCGCCGACUUCCCUGAGCUCGAGGAGGAUGCUAUCAAUGCGGUAUAUGAUAUCUGUGAAGAUCAGUCUAGCAAAGUCAGAACCGAAGGAUAUAUCGCGAUUACGGGACUUUCAGCGGCCGACAAUGACUGGGUGAAACGAAAUACGGACGUGCUAUUGCAGUUGCUUCAGAGUGAGGAGCUGGAAGAAGUAGCUGUAAUCAAGACUGCAUUAAGGGAGCACUUGAUCAUGGCACCUUCCGUUACCCUUGGCGUACUAUUUGAUCAAAUUGUCCCCGCUGACGACAGUAUGGACGAGGAGGAAAUAACCAUACGGGAGCGAUUACGUGGACUCGUGCUCGCUUUUAUGACGAACGAAGCCAAAGAAACUAUCAAUCAAAAUCCCCAGCUCAAUAACCAAUUUGCGGAGGGGCUUACGCUUGCCAUACCGCGAUUGGCCGAUAACGAAGCCGCAUCAUUCAUUCGAGAACACAUACUCCCUUUGUCUAUGUUUAGCUCGCGCUCCCGCCAGGGGGAUCUCCUCCUUCAAGCAAUGAUACGAAAACUUGAAGCAUCAGACCUUAAGCGCUCACCUUUGACCCCGACGACAAGAUCCUACCUCAGUUUAGCCCAUCAUCUUACCGUCGACAAGAAGAUCUCAUCACCUUUGGAUCUGCUGAAAUUUUACUAUGGCACCCUGACUUCAAAAAUCACCCUGAUGAGACUGUCACAAGAUGAUCAAACACUAGUUCUUUGUCAGUUGGCCGAAAUUCUAGCAGCUUGCGAAGAAGAUCUCAAAAACUCCCGACUACCGGAGCGAGAGCAGCUACAAAAACAAGUUUAUGCUGUCAUUGAUGUUUCUCCCAUUUUCUUCGAGCGCCUAGGCGGUUCCAUCGACACAAAAGAGCGAUCAAGGAAGGCCUGCGAGUUGCUGUUGAAUUCAUGUAUACAACGUAAAGCGCAGCAAGCCCCACAAUGGACUGUACCUACAUCAAUCAACUCUGCUGUUCAAGCCUUGGCUGCCAAGACGUCAAACCAGGCUCUUCAAUUGCUCAUUAGGUCUUUAGCACCCACAGUGGCCCCGACCUCCACCGCCACUACCGGACCAUCCAAUGUAACAAAUAUACCCGCAUCAUUGCCGCCGAGACCAGCUGCUAGGGCGUCGGUAGACGUAUCACGCAAAAUGAGGAUAUCCGGUCGAGAUGCCGACCAUAUAAUAAAGGACGCGUCUCCCCAAGCGAAUCCAAGCAAACGCAAUUCCCCUCGUGAAGACCCGCCAAGGUAUCAGAAAAGGGCAAAGAUGGGGAACGGAUCCGGAUUAUCACUACUGAAUCGUUUAGCUGAUUCUGCAUCGCAUCCGUCACAGGGAUCAAUUGAACGAAGACCAAUUUCUGGGCGCACUCCGCAGCAGCGACCACCAGAUAAUAGCAUGGAUAUUGAUACCCCUCCCCAAGGUGGUUACAGCAUUAAAGGUGCUGCCAAGAUGGAAUCAGCGAGCGCCGUGGGGACAGAUCGACAACCGCCACGACCCCCGCCCUCACUCAUUGAUCGUCUAGAGUCCGAAAGAAACCACAUAUCUGGAAUGGGAGAUGCGUUCGGGAGUCGCGGCAAACAGAAGCGUUGAUAGUAUGCUUUUUGUAUGCCUAUGUGGGAAGGGAGAUUGCUGCGGAUCGAUAUUUCGUUCGUAAACGAAACGGUGGAAGGCGAUAUUUGCCUCAUGUUUGUCCCUUUUUGAUGAUGAUAUCGAACAAUGUGACAGCGGAAGGAGAUAAAUUGAAGGUCCUCGAUCAUGUAUAGAAUCCGCACUGACCGAGGACAGCAGUGCAUGU
Messenger RNA from Desarmillaria tabescens, 2202 nucleotides. RefSeq lists its product as uncharacterized. Gene Ontology annotation, molecular function: RNA binding. Bases 213 to 1997 code for a protein of 594 amino acids. Gene Ontology annotation, biological process: negative regulation of apoptotic process. Gene Ontology annotation, cellular component: nucleus. The transcript has 10 exons. The record is from RefSeq and is a predicted model, not a curated record. Lineage: Eukaryota; Fungi; Basidiomycota; Agaricomycetes; Agaricales; Physalacriaceae.